UGCCAAUCGUCAGCCACUGCCAGCAGAUAAGAUUCAUGCGCAGUGACACUUUCAGUUCUGCCAGAACUAUGAUGUGGCAAGGGUGACUCCAGCAUUGCCAGACACACUUUGCCAUUCACUACAACAACAACAACACCUUAGUAUUUAUUUUUUAAAAUGGGUGCAAUUCUCAGUUAUUUCUCUGAUUUAUUCCGUGCUAAAGAACGGAGAAUUCUUAUUUUGGGCCUGGAUGGAGCUGGUAAAACUACCAUCUUGUAUAAAUUACAGGUUGGGGAGGUAGUAACCACCAUUCCUACUAUUGGUUUUAAUGUGGAGACUGUUCAGUAUAAAAAUCUGAAGUUCCAAGUGUGGGAUCUUGGUGGCCAAACAAGUAUUAGACCAUACUGGAGAUGUUAUUAUUCCAACACUGAUGCAGUCAUUUUUGUUGUUGACAGUAUGGACAGAGAACGAAUAGAAAUAUCAAAACGAGAGUUAAUGUCUAUGCUUGAGGAAGAAGAAUUAAAAAAAGCUGUUUUAAUGAUAUUUGCUAACAAACAGGAUAUUGAAGGUGCAAUGACAGUUAGUGAAGUUAGCACUGCUUUAGGGCUUCAUGCCUUGAAAAACUGGAAACAUCAAAUUCUAAAGACCUCUGCUAUAAACGGAGUUGGCUUAGAGGAAGGAAUGGAAUGGUUAGCUAAUGCUCUAACACAACAGGGAUAAUUUACUCAGUGUUGUUAACAACUCAUUAUUGUAAAUGGAAAUCAUUUGUUUGUAGAUGCCAUUUUGUCAAACUUAUGGAUAAAUACUUCUACUGCUGCUUCUGCCCACAUAAUUUCCUGUUCAAUGUAUCAUUUUUAUCUCCAUAUUUUUGACUGCUCAUCUUUUAGUAGAUCAUAGCUGUGCAGCAGGUAAAGUUUUCCAUGAUACAAUUAACGGUGUCUGCUCAUAGUUUAUACGUUCCAUAUAUGCAUACAGUUAAGCUGUGUCUAUAUAUAUCCAUGUUUGUUGAGGGCGUGUAGUAAAAGGUUUUAACCUAACAUUGUAUAAAAGAUUCUUCUUGGUAAAUAAUGUUUAAACUACUUUCCACAUGAAUAUUUAGAAAAAGUUACUUUACAGGCAUAUUUGUUCAGUUUGGAAUUUGCAUAUUCCAAAUUUGUGUAACUAAUAAGAAUAGGUAAGCAUCAGCAUAUAAAUUUCGAUUAUCAAAAUGUUUUAACAGUUUGUUUAAAGACUUUUCUCCUGAAUAUAAGUUUUGAAUUAAUUUAGAAUACUUCAAAAUUUUCUUUAUUGUAUUUAAAGACUGGGUCUAAAUUAUUUUUUUUUUUAAUAAACUAUGGCUUAUCAAAAUAGUGAAAUACUAUUUUUUUUUUUUUUUAAUUGUUAUAAGUAGUUCAGUCUUGGUGCCAUCUUCAUUUGCUGACGAGAUAAUGAUAAUUAGGUGUGUCCAAGAGGUGCAUGCGUAUGUAUUCACACAAAUUCACAAAAAUUUUCUUUUUAACACUACAUCUUCUAUUUAGUAAUCUAUCUAUCUCUAUAUAUAUUGAUUACUAAUUAAUAAAUUAUUAUGAGACAAUUUAAUUUCAAUAAUCAUUAACUAAAUAUUGAUCUAUUAACUACAAACACUAUUAUACAAAGAUUAUAAUAAAUAUAAUCAACAUUACUUUAAAAACAUCACUUUUCAAGGAUAUCUUGUGUGACUGUUCAUAUUAAAAUAGUUCAAGAGGAUGUUAUUUAUACUUGUGGUCCCAGUUUCUCUCCACAACAUUGAUAAUAAGGGUAGGAUGUGUCUUACUAUUUUCCUUCAUCUAUGGAAAUUUGAACAUUGCUAAACUAUCUUCUGAAUAAAUUAAAUUCUUAUAAUAACCAAUAGAUGGUAUUUUGUUUUAGUUUAUAUUUCCUUAAAUAUAACUGCAAUGCUAGUUGGGAUAUAAUUAUCAAUGUUUGUCUAUUGUUUCAUUUUUUUUUUAUUUACCAUAUAAUGUCAUUGAAAUAAUUUAUUGUACUUUCUUUCUUAAAAAUGUGUUCGUAAAAAGCAGUGCUUGAUUAAUGACAGUAAUUAUUAACUAUAAGUAUUUUUGUUAGACUGUCAUUAAAAUUAUUUGAUUUCAAUGUUUAAUGGAACACAAUACAAAUCUGGAUAUUUUUUGUGGUCACUUUUUAAUAAAUAUAUUGAAAAACCUA
Molecule: messenger RNA, 2160 nt
Organism: Octopus sinensis (East Asian common octopus)
Lineage: Eukaryota; Metazoa; Mollusca; Cephalopoda; Octopoda; Octopodidae
Product: ADP-ribosylation factor-like protein 1
Exons: 6
Coding region: 157-699 (180 amino acids)
Biological process (GO): intracellular protein transport; vesicle-mediated transport
Cellular component (GO): Golgi apparatus; cytoplasm
Molecular function (GO): GTP binding; GTPase activity
Source: RefSeq, a predicted model, not a curated record